This is a messenger RNA of Anopheles moucheti, 4679 nucleotides long. RefSeq names its product kinase suppressor of Ras 1 (gene ksr). Gene Ontology annotation, biological process: protein phosphorylation. The record is from RefSeq and is a predicted model, not a curated record. Bases 624 to 4214 code for a protein of 1196 amino acids. NCBI's taxonomy places the organism in Eukaryota, Metazoa, Arthropoda, Insecta, Diptera, Culicidae. The transcript is spliced from 2 exons. Gene Ontology annotation, molecular function: protein kinase activity; ATP binding.
GUCCCCAGGAACGAACAAACGACGGCGACGCAAACAAAUUCUCGCAAAGGUUCCAUUUCCACAGCCAACAGCGGAUAAGGGUCGCUGCCAGAAUCUCCCGAACGCUCGUCUUCCGUUUGCACCGUGUUGUGCGUUGAACAAAGGUUUGUUCCUUCGUUCCCGUGGCCGGUGUAGACAGAGGCCAAGGCGCAACUUGCCCUACACACUCUGGCUGAUUGUGAAUACUCGGUCGUGUUUGUGUGUGCACACUGCAGGUUUUCACAUUUUCGUAUCGAUUCCUUUCAUUCAGCAACUGUUUCCAAUACGUGUCCCUCCAUUGGGCCAGAAAUGGUCGUGAACGAUGUUCGAAAAGUUGCCAUUUAGGACGACCUUUCUAGUUGAGGCUCGAAACGCAACGAUGAGUGUGCUGAAGAGAUGAAGUGUUUUCCCGGUAGCGAUAAUAGCCAAGAGCGACCUGCACGGGUUGUUGCAGUCGGUAAAAACAGGGGACGACAAACGGUACGAAUGUCCAGUGUGUUGGCGCUGGAUCCGCACGGACGACGAUUGCAUUUCACUGGACGAAUUUGGUCGCCCGGGCGGCCGGGGCAAGGUUUCGCUUCGACCGCAGCAACCCGCUGACGGCGAUGAUGAUGGCCAACAAUAAUUCCGGGGAAGUGAAAGCUGCACCAGGCGGCACCGGCAGCGACGGUGCCGGCGACGACGGGGGUGACAGUGCCAGUGCCGGGGGGGACAACAGUGAGGUGAAUAUCCGCCGCGGGCUGGAUGUGAUACAGAGCAUGAUCGAUAUAUCGGCGGAUCGGCUCGAGGGCUUGCGGACGCAGUGCGCCACGAGCGCCGAGUUGACGCAACAGGAAAUCCGAACGCUCGAAACGAAGUUGGUGAAGCUAUUUUCCGAUCUUCUGAUUACGAAAUCGAAGCUUCCGGAGCGGUUGCCCGCACAGGGACUACCCGCAACCGGAAACGAACUCAAGCAAUGGCUCAGAGUUGUAGGUCUGAGCUGUGCAUCAGUUAAUGCUGUGAUACAACAGGUCACCACGCUAGAAGGACUGCUCGAGAAGGACGAGAAGGAGCUGCGGACAAUCAUGGGCAAUAACGUGUACGUCCGAGAGGAGGAAAUCAAGCGGCUGACGCGCGCCUGCGGCAACCUGCGACGGUGCCGCAAACAUCUCGAACUUCCCGCAACUGACGGUGGUGGCCGCAAGGGCACGGAACCGCAUGAUCUCUUUUGGGAUUCCUGGGACCGUCAGCCGGCCUGCCAUCGAACGUCACCUCGCGUCAACCGGUCCUUGGGUGGCGGUAAAGCGACCACCAAGCACGGUGCGGUCGCCUCCGGAAGCUACCAUAUUCAGCGCCACAAUAACGGCCCAACAGGUGGGAUCGGUGUUGAUUCGCAUCAAGCGCCACCGGGCACGAUGACGACCUCCAAUACCAGUCCCCAGACGGAGGAAGGCAUGCCGCCGACGGUCCAGCACGAAGGCACAUUGCUGAAUCCACAGCAUGCGAUCUCGCCGGAUGAAGCUUCCACCAGCGGUUGCACUCCUUCGCCAUCGCCACCGAACUCGCCCUCGAACGUACUGCUGCACAACAAGCAGAACCGUCGAGGCUUUCCCACGACACCUCCGCCGAGGAAGAAACACCAGACGACGCUUCUGUCUUACGCAUCCACUUCCUCCUGCUCCCCGGCAACGUCGGCAGUAUCAUCGUCCACCGUAUCCACUAUGGCGGGCACGAACAACACCACCAUUACGACAAGUUCUGGUUCUUGCUCGGCGGCGGAAGCUAGCACAGCGCUAACAAAAUCGAAAUCCCACGAAUCGCAAUUUGGAAGCCAGCAGGCCAAUGUAGGAGGCGGUGGCGGGGGUGCUGUUACCAGUGGAACAGCCAACAACAACAACAGCCAUGCCAAUAACAACAAUAGCAUUAACCACAUCAACAACAACAUUCCAUCGACGGUGGUCUCGCUUGGCGAGGGUUCGCUAACAACUACCACCAGUGCGGGCAUGCUGGCCAGUGGCACCAGCAACGGUUCGGGAGGAACAUUUGUAUCACAGCAGCAGCAACGGUUGAUGGGAAAUGGAAGUGCGAACCGCAUGGGCACAUUUCCCCGCAGUCGACUACACACAGAACCAACCAUCACGGGGAGUGGUGGUGGUGGAGGUGGAAACAGUAAUGUGCUCACUACGAGUGGUGAACAUCACCAUCAUCACCAUCAGCAACAUCAUCAUCAGCAAACCCAGUACCAUCAUCAUUAUCACCAUCACCUGCAGCAACAGCAAGGCGGAGGAGGAGCACCUGGUACUGGGAUGUCUCCGGACGCUGGUGGUGAGUACGGUGAUCCAGGCGUACCGCCACACCCGACCGGUGGCGUUGGCGUGAUGAUAACGUCAGCCACCACAUCUGCCGUACCGCCGAAGUCGCCCUGCACGCCAAUCAUCACGCGCGGCAUGGGCCACAUGAUACAGCAUCGGUUUACGAAGAAAUUUAAAGUCACCAAGAGCACCUGCGAUCUGUGCAACAAGCAGAUGUUCUUCGGCUUCAAAUGUACUGAGUGUAAGUACCGGUGCCACAAGGACUGCAAGUCCAAUGUGCCACCAUCGUGCGGUCUACCGCCGGAGUUUGUGGACGAAUUCAAAAAGUCGCUUCAAUCGGACACGCUCUUGCCGACGAGCGUAUCGCCUAACAUUGGCCGCAGUGGUGGAUCGGUAGGCGGUGGCAUCAUGUAUGGUGGUGUUCGAGGUGACGGUAGCAAAUCGGGAAUGGUUCGUGGGCCGAUGCACGCUAUACACGCGUGUGGUGGCGGUCCGGAUAGCAGUUCGGCCGGAUCAAGCUGCAAUAGUUCUUCACCCUCCAGUCCGGCUCUGCUCUCACUACCACCGCAGACACCCGCCACAUCCAAGUAUUCGCAAUUCAACUUCCCGGAGGUGUCGAGCGGCACAGGCACCGGUUCCAUGAUGAUGAUGAACUACUCGUCUUCGAGCACCGGUGGAACGAUGGCAAUGAGUGGUGGAAGCGAUCGGAGCGGUGGCGGUGGCAUUACGAUCGAAACACAUCCAAUCGGUGGUCCUGGUAGCGGUCAGUGUGGGCUUGGUGGAAGUCUCGGCAGUAGCGGAAUUUACACGAUGGACACAAGCGUCGAAAUACCGAAACUCCAGUUCUCCGACAUUCCCGAUCAUAACGUGCCCGGAGGUGGAGAAGAUAAAACUGGUUCCGCCAGUGCGACGAGCACGGACUCAUCCUCCGAUCGCACCCCGAUACGGCUCGAUUCGACCGAAGAGCGUGACCAUGAAAGCAGCUGGCCACGACAAAACUCGCUAUCACUGAAGGAGUGGGACAUUCCGUACGAUGACUUGCAUCUGAAGGAAAAAAUCGGCAACGGACGAUUCGGGACGGUGCAUCGGGCGCUCUGGCAUGGUGAUGUGGCCGUGAAGUUGCUGAAGGAAGACUACGUGGCCGACGAACGGACGCUGGAAGCGUUCAAACUCGAGGUCGCCACAUUCAAAAAGACACGCCACGAAAAUGUGGUGUUGUUCAUGGGCGCCUGCAUGAAGCCACCGCGACUCGCAAUCGUAACGUCGCUCUGUAAAGGCAACACGCUCUUCACACACAUUCAUCUGCGUAAGGAUAAGUUCAACCUGAACCGUACCACGCUCGUGGCGCAACAGAUCUCGCAAGGUAUGGGCUAUCUGCACGCACGCGGCAUCGUCCAUAAGGACCUGAAGACGAAAAACAUCUUCCUGGAGAACGGAAAGGUGAUUAUAACCGACUUUGGUCUGUUCAGUGCCACCAAGCUGCUAUACUGCGAUCUCGGACUGGGCAUUCCGGGCGGCUGGCUGUGCUAUCUGGCGCCGGAACUGAUGCGCAACUUAACACCGUACCGACCAGUGGAGGGUGAUCUGCCGUUCUCGAAAGCUUCAGAUAUCUACGCCUUCGGUACGGUGUGGUAUGAGCUACUGUGCGGUGAGUUCCCAUUCAAAUCGCAACCGGCCGAAUCAAUCAUCUGGCAGGUGGGUCGCGGCAUGAAGCAAACGCUCGCCAAUCUGCAGGCAUCGCGCGACGUCAAGGACAUACUGAUCCAAUGCUGGAGCUACCAUUCUGACGAUAGGCCCGACUUUGCCAAAUUGCUGACGCAGCUAGAACGACUGCCGAAGAAAAGGCUUGCCCGAUCACCGUCGCAUCCGGUGCAGUUGUCCCGCUCGGCGGAAUCAGUGUUCUAGACAUGAGGGCGUUCCCAGUGCUAUCUGGGAAUUCAUUCAAUGUCGUCCACCCAAGGACACACAGCUACUAUUUCAGAAUGAUCUUCAACAAAGCAACACCUAAACCCCACAACACAUUGCCCCGUACUGGUACUGGUUCGAUGCUUCAUUUGAUUUGAUUAUGUAUCAAAUGUUACGAUGAACAACGCCGGAAACGGACGCUUUGAAUGUGUCGAGAUUAUUAUACAGACAACACUAAAUAAAUAUAGGGACGAGAGAGAGUGUAUUAAGGAUACGCAAGACGGCAGUGUUACGGUAGGAAACUCGCAAAGGAUCGAUAGUGGAAAUUAAGGAAGCAAAGAUGAAAAAAAAAACAACCGAAGACAAGUCGAUGAAAGUGUGACUAUGUUAGGAAAAAGAGAUAAAAAGUACGUGAAAAGGACAACAUAAGAACAAAUUAAUCACAUCAUUGGAUCAGAGUUGUAA